Perkinsus marinus ATCC 50983 is the source of this 570-nucleotide messenger RNA. RefSeq lists its product as hypothetical. Bases 1 to 570 code for a protein of 189 amino acids. The record is from RefSeq and is a predicted model, not a curated record. Gene Ontology annotation, biological process: pyrimidine nucleotide-sugar transmembrane transport. Gene Ontology annotation, molecular function: pyrimidine nucleotide-sugar transmembrane transporter activity. Gene Ontology annotation, cellular component: Golgi membrane. Lineage: Eukaryota; Perkinsozoa; Perkinsida; Perkinsidae. The transcript is spliced from 5 exons.
AUGACAGAAUACGAUGCUGAGUCCUCGUCUAAGAUACCUCGAUCAGAUGGCAUAACGUUGAAAGGACUUUUCUUCAUGGUUUUACUAGCACUACAGUUUGGUUGUCAACCCCAUCUACAGGCACACUUCAUUGACAAUUCGCUCAACGCUACUACUGUGGUUUUGCUGGUAGAAAUAUUCAAACUUAUGUUUGCAGUUCUGUUCAUGAUGCUCGAAGGAUCGAUCAUUGAGUGUAUCAAGAGCUGGCGGCCACUCUCGAGCUUAGCUGUUGCGGCCCUGCCUGCGGCUACAUAUGCUGCACAGAAUGUAUGCAUACAAACGGCCUAUCGUAAUCUCGACCCACUAGUGUUCAACUUGGUUAACCAAACUAAGUUGUUAUGGACUGCGGUUCUCACGUACUUCUUACUUGGCAGAGGGCAGAGUUCUGUGCAGGUUUUGGCCUUAUCAAUGUUAUUCAUGUCUGCUGUGUUGAUAUCUAUUGGUGAGCAAACUGGAUUGAAUGAUGAAUACGAUGAGAAGAACCUCACGUUAGGAAUGUUAGCUGUAAUAUUGUCACCCAUAUUUGAGUAG